Messenger RNA from Eremothecium cymbalariae DBVPG#7215, 2109 nucleotides. RefSeq names its product Bsp1p (gene BSP1). The record is from RefSeq and is a predicted model, not a curated record. The coding region runs from base 1 to 2109 and encodes 702 amino acids. The transcript has a single exon. NCBI's taxonomy places the organism in Eukaryota, Fungi, Ascomycota, Saccharomycetes, Saccharomycetales, Saccharomycetaceae.
AUGCCCUCAGGUAGGAAUGGAUUUUCAAGGACGGAAGAUCCAGAGCUGGAUCUGUAUUUAUCUCGUGUUGAGCAGUUAGAUCAGGAACGGAUGAAUUCCCGAAACCUGGGGAUUCAUGGCAGUAGACAAGAUUAUGAUAUCGGGUUAUCACCAAGCAAAUACACGUUGGAUGAUAGGAAUAAAGCGCAGUUAUUAUUGGAUGGGUUAUAUGAUAGCAAGCAGUAUGAUUAUUAUUUGGAUGCGGAUCGGGUAUCCGAUCUAGCGUAUGAGUCUGCUUAUAAUUACGAGAAAACGUUUUCACCAAAGCGAAGCAGUAGAACUAACUAUCGUUCGCCCAAACAUCUUAGUCCUAGUAGAUCGCCAGGUUAUCGUGAUUCUGCUUUUGGUUCCCUCAAAGUAGAUGACAGGUAUGGCGAUAGGCAUGGAGGGAAAUAUGUGGUCUCGGAGGCAGACUACGAAUUGCUACUAAAGUUAAAACGCGGACAAUAUUUUGAUUUGCAUCCGACAGAUAUGUCUCUCAGACCAAGACAUAUGGAUUGUUCGCCUGAGCAUGGAAGUAGCGGAUAUGGUGUUGAUGGUGCAAGCAUGGCUGGUAAUACUUCUUAUUUUGGAGAAGUGAAAUUAUCUUCACCAUCAUCUUUGUAUAGGGAUGAAGGGACUCUACCGGUUAGGCCCUAUUCUAAUUUCAGAAGUUUUCCCAAUGGGAAUGAUAAUGCAGAGUAUGAUGUACUUACUACUGGGGGAUAUAUGUCAUCAAUGGAGACUGAAUUAGAUAAUAUUUCGAUUCCAUCAUUGAUUCCGCCCACAACUGCUGCCACUAUCGGGUCUUUGGACAUUGCUUAUUCGCAGAAAAAUCAGUCUUCCCAACAGCAACAUCCAGAAGUUAAAGUCUCCCCUUCGGAUGCCUCCAAAAUUAACCCUGAGGAUCCCAGUCCUAAGCUGUUAACUGGAAACGAGUCUACCACAGCCGAGGAAUAUAUUGUAUCACUACCUACAACCUCUGCUACAAAUCCUCCAUCUCUCUCUGACAAAAAAGUGGAAGACACUGUUAGUUCACCUGAACCGGACAACAUCAAACCAAACACUUUGAAGACGAACGACUUUGCAAAUGGGAACACAAAUGAUCUGAAGGGUUCGUCUCAUGUAUCCUAUUUAGAAUCCUUGGAAAGGAGUAAAGUCACUAAAGUGAGUUCACAAUGGAACACAGCAGAGACUCUAGCUCCUCCAUGGAACAAAAAUGAAGGCGCACUUUCUUCUGCACUGAGGAAAAAUGGUUCACCCACCAAGUUACGUACAAACACCAUUAGUAAUAAUUUGAAGCCUUUCAGAACCGAUCCUGAGGACGUUGUUUCAUCUCUACUCAAGAAGGCUUCACCAUCACCAAGAAUGAGUCCUGUGAAAUUUGUUUCCAGGUCGCCUUUGAAAGGUAGAGAAGUUACCGAGACACUAAUUACAUCGGCAAUGAAGACCACUGGCACACCAACUAAUCAGUCUCGUAGCGCAGCCACUCACAUCACAAUCAAACCAAAAAAACGGGAGCCGCGGCAGCUAGUUGAGCCCGAGGAGGCACCUGAUCUAUCAGACACUUUAAGAAAGAUACAGCUGAAUAAGGUUGAUGUGGACAGGAGGAGAUCUCCGAAUAAGCAGGUAGCUGACGAUUUGCAGAUCCCAAAAUUAAGGUCUGCGCCAAAAGAGGAUUCUAAACCACCACAAGAGCCAAUCAGUAUCCCAGAGCUAAAGCCAGUGAAAAGGGAACCAAAAAGGGAGGCAUCUCUUCCGGAGGCACUUCACGCUAUUAACCAGCUGAAACAGGCCCCUGAACUCUCACGUAGUCCAAGCCCCGUCCCGGAAGCUCUAAGCAAAAUAACAAAACUAAGCCCACCUAAACCAGAACUAAAGGCAGAACCCCCGGUCCCAGAAGCAUUGUUACGAAGAUCGAAACUAAGCAGACCCCCGAUAUCUCUGAAAAGAAAAGUUUCCCCCCCAGAAGCAUUAUUAAAAGCCUCUAACCUACAAAAAGCUGCUCCGUCUCCGGAAAAGAAGGAAUCUAUCCCAGAAGCCCUAUUACAGGUGUCAAAACUAAAUAAGGCACCAUCUCGAACAAAAUGA